This is a messenger RNA of Ruditapes philippinarum (Manila clam), 1674 nucleotides long. RefSeq names its product bystin-like. NCBI's taxonomy places the organism in Eukaryota, Metazoa, Mollusca, Bivalvia, Venerida, Veneridae. Gene Ontology annotation, molecular function: snoRNA binding. Gene Ontology annotation, cellular component: nucleolus; preribosome, small subunit precursor; cytoplasm. The record is from RefSeq and is a predicted model, not a curated record. Gene Ontology annotation, biological process: rRNA processing.
ACGCUCCCUGAUCGCAACUUUUAACUUCCGGUUCCGCCACGCGAAAAGAAAAUGGGAAAAGUUAAAAAAGCAAAAAUGACCCGACCUGGUGGGCUUUCUCUUGCAGAUCAGGUAUUGGAUGACAACAAUGUAAAACAAUCUAGCAGAACAAAGAUCAGAAGAAAGGAAGAAAAAGAUGACGAGUAUGUAGAUGAUAAACUGUCAAGAAAGAUUUUGGAUCAAGAGAAACAGCAAGAAGAGUUAGAAGAGGAACAUGGGGCAACCAGCACCGCAGCAAAGAAGCCUCAACAAAUACAGUUGGGCAGGGCUAGACUUAAGGGGGUGGAGUCAGAUGAGGAGGAAUCUGAUGAGGAGGAGGAGCAUGAAGAAUUUUAUGAACAGAUUGAAGUAAAUGACGAGGACGAAGAGGCCCUGGCAAAGUUCAUGUCCCAUAAUCCUCCAGCUAGACGCACACUGGCCGAUAUCAUACAGGAAAAACUUACCGAGAAGAAAACAGAAAUUCAGAGCCAAAUGACAGAUAAUGCCAGUGUACAGUUAGAUCAGCUGGAUGAAAGAUUGGUCAAUAUGUACAAAAGUAUCAGGCAGAUUCUACAAAGAUAUCGUAGUGGAAAGUUACCUAAGGCUUUCAAAGUGAUACCUUCCCUUAGAAACUGGGAACAGAUAUUAUAUCUAACAGAGCCAGAGACCUGGUCUGCAGCAGCUAUGUACCAGGCAACCAGAAUAUUUACUUCUAAUCUCAAUGCCAAAAUGGCUCAAAGAUUUUUUAACUUGGUUUUGUUACCUAGGAUAAGAGAUGACAUAUCUGAGUACAAGAGAUUAAACUUUCAUUUAUACCAGGCACUUAAAAAGGCUUUAUUCAAACCAGCGGCUUUCUUCAAAGGAAUUUUAUUGCCACUUUGUGAGGCAGGCAAUUGCACGUUACGGGAAGCUGUGAUAAUUUCGAGUAUUCUAAUGAAGAACUCAAUCCCGAUGUUACACUCGGCGGCGGCCAUGUUGAAAAUUGCCGAAAUGGACUAUAAUGGCGCUAACAGUAUAUUUAUUAGAGCACUGUGCGAUAAGAAGUACGCUUUGCCGUACAGAGUUGUUGAUGCUUUGGUGUUCCAUUUUAUAAGGUUUACAACAGACAAGAGAGAGCUGCCUGUAUUAUGGCAUCAAAGUAUGUUAACCUUUGUACAAAGAUACAAAGAAGAUAUCUCUAGUGAGCAGAAAGAGGCAAUGAUGGAACUUUUACGUGUACAUUCUCACGAACUUAUCACUGCUGAGGUCAGAAGAGAAUUGGCGCAUUCGAAAUGUCGGGAUUUAGAAGUGGGGGAUGAGGGAGGGACAAGAAUGUAUGUGGGCGACUGAUUGACAAUUUUUUAAUUUGACUGUUUGAAAAAUAAGAAGAGCUGUCGAACUCACCUAGGUGCAGGCGUCACACUUAGGUUAAGUUUCUGCUUGCAAGUUUUUAUCUUGGAACUAAUGAAGGGAAUGGGUUGAAACGUAACACUUUUAUUUGAGAGCAUUAUAGGAGGUGACUUUUAAGUCCCAUAAUUCUCUUGUGAAUUAUGACAGAAUUAUUUUUUUUCAAACUUUUAAAUUUUACAUUAUCCAAGCUCUUGUUGUACUUUCAAGCACUGAUAAUAGUUGAGCAUGCUCUUGUUUAACCAUUGUUAACCAGGUUUUCCGAAGGAA